AUGUAAUAUAGUGCUAAAAAGCCUCCACAAACAGUUAAAAACAAAGUGGGAUCAUUCUUUCCAAAAUAACCUUUUUCACCUACAAAGUCACAUGUUGAACCCUUUGUGUCUGAAAAUCCAACACCACAUUAUAAAAAAUAAUCUCAACCUUAUGCAACAAGAUAAAAUUCUUUUAAUAUUUCAAGUGGUGAAAAUUUGGAAUAACAUCAUAAAAAGAGGCAGAAUUCUAAUUUUAGUCAAGAAAAGAAGGCUCAAAAUUAAUUGUUUAAUAUUUUGUUCAAUAAUACAAGGCGUAAUGAUAGUUUUUGCAAAGUCACGUAGAAGUUUAUUAUCAUGAUAGGAAGAAGUAAAAUCCAAUCAAUAAUUAAAUACAAAAUUGGUACCUUCCUAAUCAACAGAAACUCUCUUAAACAAUGCAAAAGAAAUAAUCAAAAAUCAAUAAUAAUAGUAUGGAUGGAUAACAAACAGUUGAUUUGAGUUUUGAGAACAAUCUCAUUAAAGGUUAUUAAGAUCAUAGUGGGUUUUAGAGUGAUACAACUAAACCUUUAGAUGAUUAUAACCCUAGAGCUAUUAAGUUCUUAGAAAAGGGAAAAUAAUUAUUAAGAGAAAAGCAAAUUGAAGAGGCUAUUGAGUAUCAAAUUAAAUAAUAUUAGACAAUUAAAAAAAUGUAUAGAAUGUGAUAUCAGAAUAUUGGAAGGACAUUACUUUUUGGGUAUUGGUUAUCUUGGAUAAUAACUAUAUUAAAAAGCAAUUACAGAAUUUUAAUAUGUAAUUUAAUAGGAUGCUACACAUAGAAAGAAUAUUUAUUUAUUAUUAGCAAUUUCUCAUAAAAAACUUAACGAAUUGGAUUCAGCAAUUUCAAUUCUAAAUAAAGUCAUAUAAUUAUUUUCAAGAUAUUAUGAUGCCUUCAUUUAUAGAGGUAAAUUGUAUACAAAACUUAAUUAAAUUGAAAAAGCAGAAUCAGAUUUUAAUAUGGCUAUUCAACUUAGUCCUCAAAAAGGAUUAGGAUAUUUGGGAAAAGCUGAUUGUUUAAGAAUAUAAAAUUAAUAUAAGGAAGCUAUAUCAUAUUAUUAAAAAGCUAUAAAUUGUGAAUAAGCUGUUGGUAAUGCUGCUUUACUAAAAAAAGCUAUAACACUUUAUGAAAGUUAAUAAUAUGAUGAAUGUGCUAAAGAUUUAAGUAAACUAAUAGAAACUGACCCAAUUAAUUCUGAGGCUUAUUAUUUUAAAGGAUUAUGUAGACUAAAAACAAGUACUUUAAAUAUAAAUUCUAGAGAAUACAACUGAAGCCUUAUUAUGUUUCGAGUAAGCUAUAAAACAUAAUAAUUCUAAAAAAGCUGUUACUAAAUCUCUAUAUGAAAUUGCAAAGAUGAAAAUUGAAUAAAGAGAUUUUUAUGCUGCAUUUCAUACUUUAAAUAGAUCAGCACUUUUAGAUACUGAAAAAAGUUACUUAGAGAAAUUUCAAUUAUUUACUGAAGUAUUUUAUUAAAUAAAAUUAAUAAUAGGCUGUAAUACAUUUAAUGAAGAGAAAAUUUCAAGAGAGUUUAAACAAUUUUUAAGAAAUUUAAAAUCAUCAUUAAUUAAAUGAUUUUCUUAAACCUUUGUUUUAUGCUUAUAGAGCUUAUGGUUAAUUUUGUUUGUCUAAACAUUAAAAAGCUUUGGAAGAUUAUAAAUAUUUAUUAGAUAUUCAACCAGCAGAACCUAGUGUUCAUUAUAAUAGAUUUUUAUGUGAGGGAAUCUUAAAAAUUUAAGCUGGAUAAUUUAAUGCUGGAAUGGAAUUCUUUUAAAGAGCCUAAAAGAUAUUCUAAAAAAAAAUGGAACCUACUUUUUAUUAAGGUGUAACAUUAAUAAAUUAAUCAUUUAAAAAAAAAAGUGAUUAAUAUAAAGAUCUUAUAAAGGGAUUAGAAUUGUUAGAUAAGGCACAAAAUUUAAAUGAUUAAAAUGCUAAUUUAUAUUAUGUUAGAUCUAUAGUAAAAUGUUUUAUGGGAUAAAUUAAUGAAGCUUUGGGAGAUAUUGAAAGUGCUAUUCAAAAGUCUGAAGAUAAUGUUGCUAAAUAUUUUUAUUUUAGAGGAAUGGUAUAUGGAAUUCUAAAAGAAUAUUAACAUUCUAUAAAUGAUUUUAGUAUCUGUUUAACAUUAGAUGAAACUUUUGCUGAUGCAUAUUUAAAUAGAGCUAAAUGUCAUUUUUUAAGUGGAGAUUCAAAUUCUGCUUUUUAGGAUUUAUAAUAAUGUAUUCAUAUAUUAUAAGAUGAUCCAAGAAUGCAUGUUUGGGCUGGUAAUUUCUUAUUUGCAAAUUCUGCUAUAGAGGAUGCAAUUAAAGCAUAUUCUAAUAAUAAAGAUAUUAAAAAUAAUCCUAAAUUGUUACAAUUAAGAUCAGAAUGCUAUUUGAUUUUAAGUGAUUUGAGUCUUUGUUAAGAAGAUAUCAAUAGACUUUACAAAUUGAGUAAAGAUUAAACUGCUGAAUUUGAUAAAGAUAUUUUAUCAGCUUUGAGAUUAGUCUUUAAAGAUGAUUAAUAAAUUUAUUUUAAUGAAGAAAGUGAAACUGAGUAAAUUGAAUUUAAAACUAAUUUAAAUAAGGCUGUGAAUAAUUUAACUUAAUUAACUAGAGGAAAGGGGAGGUUAUUUUAAUAAUUCCACGUUUAUAUAUUUAGAGGAGUAUUUUUAUUUCAUUAAGAAAAAUAUGAAGAAGCUUUAAAGGAUUUUUAAAUGGCCAAAAGUUAAAAGGAACUUUCGAUAACUGAAAAAAGAUUAAGAUAAAGAGGAAGCUAAACAGAUUUAUUUAAUGAUGAUGAAUAGUUUGAACUUACAGAAGAUGAGGAGGAUGCUGACUUAUUAGAAAUCUUAGAGAUCAAAUUUAAUGAAUUAAUUUGCUUAGUUAUUUUAAAAUAAUUUAAAAAAGCUAAAGAGAAAUGUAAAUAAUUGAUUGAAAAUAUAAAUGAAGCUAAAUAGGAAGGUUUAUAAGUUCUCUUAAUGCAUAUUGAAUAAAUCUUAAUAAAGAAUUAACAUCCUAUUGAUUAUUAAAGAGUGAUUUGUUUGUAUGAUGAACCAAAAGAAAAUAUUAUUUGCUUCUAAGUUCCUAUCAUAUUUAUUGAUGGAUUAAAAAUUAGAUUAUCUUUUAGUUUGCCAAAAUUAUCUCCUCCAUCAUUAUCAAUUAUAUUUGAUAAAUAGUUAAUUUAAAAUAUUGGAGUAUUUCAUUAUAAUCAUAUAUUAGCCUUUGUCUGUUGAAAAUAAACCUGAAGCUCCAUGGAUCAGAAGGGAAUAAUAAGAUGAUAUGAUUAUAUUUACUGAUAAUGUUCAAUUAAUUGAUGAUAUAAGAUUGGAAACAGAAAUAGAAGAGGAUCAAUCAUAAUAAGUAUAAGCAUAAGUGUAAAUAGUAGAGAUUAAUCAAAUAAAAAAUAAUUUAAUGUUAGAUAAGGAUAUUGAAGAAAAAUUGUAACGAUUAUUUUAAAACAAACAAUAAAAAUGA
Molecule: messenger RNA, 3462 nt
Organism: Paramecium pentaurelia
Lineage: Eukaryota; Ciliophora; Oligohymenophorea; Peniculida; Parameciidae
Source: the annotation of a GenBank genome assembly